UGGCGCUGUGUUUGUCCACGGUGUUUUGACUCGAGCAGCUGUAGUGGUUGCGUUUUAUUACUGAACAUGUAAAAGUGCAGGUAAACAGAUAAAAACCUAUAUAUUUCACUAUAAUGCAUCCAUGAUAAAAACGUAAAAGCUGCACGGAAGCUGCUUGUAUUAGCAUGCUGUUUCACAGCCGUAGUUAGCAUCAGACUUCGCUGAUACUCCACGAGUUUGAAAAUGCUUCUUUUAGCAACUUUAAUCCGUCAAGACAUGAAAACUAUAAGGUUUUUAGCUUCUUUACAAUCUAACAAAAGCGGUAACUUCUGACAUACAUGCAUAUCAAUCGAUAAUUUAAUGCUAGUUAAUGAUAACAUGAGAGGCAAAUCCGGGGCUACCUAAAGGAAACACACUGUCAUGGCGGCUGCCACUAGGCUCAUAUCGAGGCUGACCCUGGUCACUGGGGGCGGCAGUGGGAUUGGACGGGCGGUGUGUCAGCGCUUCGCCUCCGAGGGCGCCUCUGUGGUGGUCGCCGACAUCAGCGAGGAGUCGGCCAAUGAGACGGCGGGGAGCCUGCCGAGUGACCUCAGAGGACAGACGCACAUGGCGGCUGUGGUGGAUGUGUCGUCAAAGGAGAGCGUGAAGAAUCUGGUCACAAGUAUACAGACUCACUACUUUCAGCCUCCCUCAGUGUGUGUGAACGCAGCAGGCAUCACCCAGGACGACUUUCUGCUCAACAUGGAGGAGGAUCAUUUCGACAGAGUAAUCCAGGUCAACCUGAAGGGUUCAUUCUUGGUCACUCAGGCUGUCGCUCAGGCUCUGGUGGCCUGCGGAGCACCCAAAGGAUCCAUCGUCACCGUGGGCAGCAUCGUGGGAAAGGUGGGAAACAUCGGACAGGCGAAUUACGCCGCCUCAAAAGCAGGAGUGGAGGGUUUAACCAGGACCGCAGCCAAAGAGCUCAGCAGGUUUGGGAUUCGGUGUAAUUGUGUGCUUCCAGGUUUUAUAACCACACCAAUGACAGAUAAAGUUCCAGAGAAAGUUAUUACUAAGAUGAAGUCCUUGGUGCCUCUGGGAAGAAUGGGUGAGCCUGCAGAGGUCGCUGAUGUCUGUGCCUUUCUCGCUUCAGAUGACUCGCGAUACAUCACAGGAAUUAGCAUGGAAGUGACAGGUGGACUUUUCAUAGGAUAAAUCAGACUUUGGUCACACCUGACGGGAGGUCAGUUCAUCAAAGUUAACUCGAUAUAAUUCAGUUAUGACGGUGAUUGUACGUUAUUCACUCAGUCAUGAUUACUGUUGAUCAUGUCUUGUAAAUCUGGCUGUGAACAUUUGUUAUAAUGUAUUAAGCCAAAAUUUGUGCAAAUAAACAGUUUGCUGUUUGU
Molecule: messenger RNA, 1361 nt
Organism: Plectropomus leopardus (leopard coralgrouper)
Lineage: Eukaryota; Metazoa; Chordata; Actinopteri; Perciformes; Serranidae
Gene: hsd17b8
Product: hydroxysteroid (17-beta) dehydrogenase 8
Biological process (GO): fatty acid biosynthetic process
Molecular function (GO): oxidoreductase activity, acting on the CH-OH group of donors, NAD or NADP as acceptor; quinone binding
Source: RefSeq, a predicted model, not a curated record